This is a messenger RNA of Aspergillus chevalieri, 1098 nucleotides long. Its product is annotated as FAD-dependent oxidoreductase. Bases 1 to 1098 code for a protein of 365 amino acids. The record is from RefSeq and is a predicted model, not a curated record. The transcript has 4 exons. Gene Ontology annotation, molecular function: FAD binding; D-amino-acid oxidase activity. Lineage: Eukaryota; Fungi; Ascomycota; Eurotiomycetes; Eurotiales; Aspergillaceae.
AUGGAACAAAAGAAUGUGGUCGUGAUAGGUGCCGGAGUUGCCGGGCUUACCACGGCUCUCCUCCUGUCGAAGAUUCCUGGCUAUAAAAUUGUUGUCGCCGCCAAGCACAUGCCCGGAGAUUAUGAUAUCGAGUAUGCAUCGCCCUGGGCGGGAGCAAACUAUUCCCGUCUACAAAGCGUCUCUAUCCGUGGCACUCCAGCCGCAGAAUGGGACAAACUCACUUGGACAGUCUUAGAGGAUCUAGCGCGAAACCAUCCAGAUACAGGUGUGCAUUUUCAAGAAUGCGAGAUUCAAAGUCAUGCUAAAGACGUCGGUACAACAACUGCAAAGUGGUUUGCGGAAUUGCUAUCCACUAAUCCAUGGUUCAAGGAUGUGGUGCCGAGUUUCCGAUCACUUCCUCAAGACCGGCUACACCCCGACUUUGAUUCCGCUACUGCUUUUACUUCGUUCUGUAUUAAUACCGCUAUAUAUCUACCAUGGCUUGUUUCCCAGUGCUUGAGACAUGGGGUCAUCUUUUGCCGCGCUGUCUUCGCACAUAUCCUGGAUGCAGCCUCUCCGUCCUUCCACCCAUCCGGCCGGGUUGACUUGGUGGUGAACUGUACAGGAAUUAUGGCCUCCAAGCUCGGAGGGGUUGAGAAUAAGACUGUGGUGCCCGCCAGAGGUCAGAUUGUGCUCGUCCGAAACGACGCUGGUAAGAUGUUGGACGUUUCCGGGACAGACGACGGGGACGGAGAGGCCUGCUACGUUAUGACGCGCGCAGCCGGUGGAGGUAUAAUUCUGGGAGGGUCGUACCAGCUGGGUAAUUGGGGGUCACAGCCUGAUCCAAACCUUGCAAUAAGGAUCAUGAAGAGGGCUGUGAAGAUGUGUCCGCAGUUAACGGGCGGCCGUGGAAUCGAGCAUCUCGAUAUCAUCCGCCACGGCGUCGGAUUGCAACCUGUACGAACAAAAGGUGUGAAAAUUGAGAAGGAGCGUAUUGGGAAUAUAGCUGUUGUUCAUAAUUAUGGGGCCGGGGGAGCCGGAUACCAGUCAUCGUAUGGAUGUGCCCAGGCAGCGGUGGACUUGGUUGAGGAGGUUCUGGGAGUGCGACAUAAGCUUUAG